Moesziomyces antarcticus is the source of this 4161-nucleotide messenger RNA. RefSeq lists its product as uncharacterized. The transcript has a single exon. Lineage: Eukaryota; Fungi; Basidiomycota; Ustilaginomycetes; Ustilaginales; Ustilaginaceae. The record is from RefSeq and is a predicted model, not a curated record. Bases 1 to 4161 code for a protein of 1386 amino acids.
AUGUCGGCAGCCCAGCGUGCCGCGGUCGCACCGCCAAGCCAGCGUGACUACGCCGGCUCGCACGACGUGUCGACCUACCCGUCAUCGUCCAUGCGCGCUUCGGCUUCCGACAGCUCCCCAGGCUCGGGCUCCCGACCCGGCAGCUCGCGUGGUCCGGCUUCUUCACCACCACCACCCACAGGUCGCGCAGAGUUCUCGUCACCCACGCGUCCCAACGCCAAACCCUCUUCGCGCGGCAGCCGUCUCGGUGCGUUGCUCGGCAGAUCCACACCAGCCAAUGAUGCCGCCCAUUCCAGAACCGCCUCGACUUCCACAAAUCACACCGACACCUAUUCAUCCAACGACUCCAGCUUCUUCGGCCGUCGCAAUCGUAACAAAGCAGUCCCAGCUCAGAUCGAAGAGUCGCUCGAGGAGAAUCACUCGUCGCUUCCCGCAGCUGUGUCUGAUCAGCCUCAGUCAACACGCGCCGCCAGCGCAAUGGGCAUGCUCGACUUUGACCCUCGAGCUCGCGACGACGCAUCGACAGGACGCACUCGGCCAGUCAGACCUUUGCUCCAAUCUAACCUCACCGACACUCUCGUCGCACCGUCGAGUACCAGGGACCAGCCCCAGUCGGCCUCAGCAGCGCCACACCAGUCCAGGGGCGGUCGUCUCGGCCGUCUCGCGUACAAGAAGGACGACUCUAUCGCCUUCAUCGCCCAGUCGCGCAAUGUCUCGCUUCAAUCCGCCGUGGAGGCGCGCAAUGCCAGCUUGGACGUGGAACGCUCGCACCCCUGGUCGCAUUCCAGCGCAUCUGGCGCGCCUCGUGGCCUGGGCAUCGAUGGCGCCAACUCGCCCCCUGGCUUCUCGACAGCGCCUACCGAUGCAUACGACCGCACAGACGCACCAGACGCCAUGCUCAAUCGUCACGCCGUCGGCAUGGCUACCAACUCGUCUCAGUCCAAUUCGCUCCCCUCUUCAAGCGCCGGCUCCUCGCGCGCACCGUCCGUCGCAGGCAUGCUCGGCAGCGGCUACCACAAUCGCUUCAGCCGGCAAGGCAUCCCUCCACCCUUGGCCCAAGAGUCGCUCGCCGACACAGACAACAGGCCCGCUCGCUCCUCCUCGGAAGCGCAAGCUGCGCGUGCGACGGGAUCCACCGAGCACCGCAGCAACUCGCCUCGCGGAACCUUGUCCGACGCAGAUAUCGCAGCGCUGGGCGCCAUGCCCGGCGCUUCGGCCGGCUCGCUCCUCAACGCCAACGGCGCGCCUCUGAGCAGCAAAAACAUCCUCACCAUCGCACUGCAAAAGGCGCAGAAUGCCGUACAGCUCGACAGCGCCAACAACGUGCCCGAGGCCAUCUCGGCGUACAAGCAGGCGGUGAGGCUGCUCGAGGAAGUCAUGGAGCGCAUCGCGCCGCGCAAUGGCAAGCGAUCCAGACCCAGCAGGGAGGAGGAGCGCAGGAGGCUGCGCGUCAUCCACGAUACCUAUGCAGACCGCAUCCGGCUGCUCUCCAUGAUCUACUCGCCCGACGAUUCGGACGCACACGAGGACACCACCGAUACCAGCUUCAGCGGCGCCGAACAGCCGUCCGCUUCCAAGCCAGAUUGGCUCGACAGGAUGCGUCACGACACCAAGGACGAUCCGGCAGCAGUCACGCCCACCAUGAACGGUCAAGCGCUCGAGCAUGAGCUGCACUAUUCGCCACGCGACAAUUCGCGAAGCUUUCUCUCCAUCACGCCGGUUCAGAGCGCUUUCCCGCCGGCGUCGCAGGCGUCCUCUUCGCCGCAAAUCGACCAGCAGCCUGCGCAGGCCAAGCUGCCGUGGCCCAAGUCGCCGCCCAUGCAGAAUGCGCCGCUCUCGCCCUCGCUCGACUCGUCGCCGCGCAGACGACGCAGAGACCACGCCAGGCCCGGCUCGCGCGGGUCGCGUGGCAGCCGCGCCUCGAUCUCGCUCUCCAUCGCAGACGAACAAGAGGUGCAGGACUUGCGCCUUCCACCUGUCGCCAUCGCCGAAGAGAUGCCCAGCAUCGCCAUCGAGGCCACCACGCCCGAGAUCGACCGCGAGGCCGGCUCGCCCGUCAAAGACGCAGGCGCCGGCGUGCACAAGCGUGGCGUCUCACCGUCCGACUUGGCGGCUCGCCAGAUGCAGCACGGCCGCUCCGACUCGGACAGCUCGUACCAGAGCACCACGGCCGCCGCGCGUCUCAAGCCGAGUGCGCUCGCAUACCGCUCGUACGGCCUGGACGACGAAGUGCGCACGCCCGUCACGCCGUACUUUGACGCCUCGGGCGAUGUCGGCCUGGGCGCAGACGAGCGCGCUUCGGCGGUGGUCAGCCCGGCCGAGGCGCCUGCGCGCCAGCACAAGCUGUCGUUGACCUCGCCGGCGUCCAAACCGCGUGUCGAGGCGCCAGAAAAGCCCGUCGAGCGUCCGGCCAAGAUGGGCUUGGCGCAGAGGGCGAGGGCGCUCAGCUUCAAGGGGCCGCUGCUGAAAAAGGCAAGCAUGCCGUCGCUCUCGGACCGCAAGAAGGAGGAGGCAGCGGCGGUGAACAGUGCCACGCUCGCCAAGAGUCAGGUACGCAGGCCGGGCACGGCGGAAUCACGACCCGACGAGCCGAACCCUGCAUUGCCGACCGAGAGCGCAUACGACCAUCCGACGCCGUGGGACGAAGAGGCGGGCUCGAACAUUACUGUGCGUGCGCCGAACCGGCCGAGGGCGACGACGGCGUCGGCGCUCGUCAGCUCGUCGGUGCUGGCAGGUACGAUCAGCCAGCGCCGCAAGAUCGCCACCGCCACCAAUGGUGCGGACUCGCAGGCGGCGGGCGAAGCAGACGGACAGGCAGGCAGGGCGACACCGGGGAUGGACGAGACGGAUGCUCGCGAAGAGCACGGCCCGCAGUCUGUGCCGAUGUCGAGUCGGCAACGCUCCACGUCGCAGCCGGGCUCGAGGAGGCCGUCGAUCCCGGCGGUGUUUCUGGCCGCGAAUUCGGCGGCGUCGGGCGGUGUGCCGUCGGCGCUGGUCGGCGGUGCGACCCCGGCGAGCGAGGACUCGCUGCCGCCCGUGCCGAAUCUGGCGCGCACACUGUCGGCGCUCGAGCUCGCGCGCGCGGUGGAUGCCAAGCAGCUCGCCAAGGGCGCGGUGGCAGCACGAGGUAGUGGCGAUGUGGCGACGUCGCUCGCUAUGCCGCUACCUCGCGCGUGGGCCGGCGAUGCGGAGACGUCGAUGCCGACCGACUCACCAUCCGGUGCUGGUCAAGAUGCGGGCGAGGGGCCGCUGCUGAUAGCUGACCUGUUUCCGGCGGGAUUGCCAUCGCUUGCGGCAGGUGCACCGUCGUACGCCUCGGGAGGGCUGCCUGCCGCGCGCCGAGCGAGCCUGCCGCAGCCACCGCACGCCAUGUUGAAGCCGUUCUUUGUGAUGGCACAGCUGAGCAAGUCGAUGACUUCAGGAGCUCAGAUUACCGAGCGGCUGUACGUCCCCGCGUCGCUCUGGCGUCAGGGUGGGGUAAAGCUGCUAGCUGUCGAGACCAAGGUUCGAGCGAUCGAGGCGUUAAUCUCUGGCCUCGAGACGGUGGAGCGAGGUGGGGAGGCGUUGUUGUUGCCGCUUGGGAGUGGGGCGGGGUUGGAGACGUCUAACGCGAGUCGAUUUGUAAAGCAUCUGGAGGAGUUUGAAGGCACGAUGGUCGAGGUGCAGUCGACGUUGUCCAAGAAGCUGGCGUUUAUCGAGGCAGCUGGGGGUGGAGCUGGGAUGGGAGGGGGAAAGAAGGGUUUUGCGGGGGGAUUUGGACGCUUCACGAGGGGUUUGGAUAGGAUGACGGGUUCGGGGCAGAGUAAAGUGGAUGCUGGAUCGUUGGGGGUGUAUAUGGACCUGUUGGGGCGAUUGCUCACACGCACGCGGGUGUUGUCCUCCCACCUUACAUGGAUUCUCAUUGCGGAUGAGAGUAUCCCCCCACCAGCCGCUAGAGUGGUGUCGCCAACGGGUGCCAUGCCAAGUCCAACGGGAAUUGGGAUUGCACAGCAUAACAGAACGGCUUAUUCCGUCCUACCACAAGGGAUCAGGCAAACGAUCCAAGGCAAGCUCACAAGGACUUCCGAGUUCUUCGCGAGGGUCGUCGUGGCUUGGAUCCUCCAAGAUCUAGGCAGCUUGCUCGAAAGGACAACCAAGAGAGGAAGCAACAUGCUCGAGUGA